Lampris incognitus (smalleye Pacific opah) is the source of this 1057-nucleotide messenger RNA. RefSeq names its product INO80 complex subunit C (gene ino80c). The transcript is spliced from 5 exons. The record is from RefSeq and is a predicted model, not a curated record. NCBI's taxonomy places the organism in Eukaryota, Metazoa, Chordata, Actinopteri, Lampriformes, Lampridae. The coding region runs from base 136 to 774 and encodes 212 amino acids. Gene Ontology annotation, biological process: chromatin remodeling. Gene Ontology annotation, cellular component: Ino80 complex.
GAAGAACGAUGAGAAAGCGCAAGUCCUGCGGACAGUGGAGUUACCAAACUUCUACGCUGUUCAGUAGUUAAAAGAAUCAAGCUUUCAUAGUUGGAGGCGGUAUUUGUGAACUUUCCCCCAACACAUUUACAACAAAUGGCAACUCAGAUUCCGACAAACGUUUCGAGCGUUAAAGCAGGUUGUGUGACGGCGGCCGGGAGAACACAGCUAGCGGCCGCUAGCUCAGCUGCGCUGCGGCUCAAGAAACGUCCCGGUAGCCCGGCAACGAGCUGCCUCUCACAGCAAACCAGCGGCAACAGCAGCAAAAAGAAGAAGGGCCAGUUCCCAGCAAACACAACACAAACCCAGGUGGUGGCAGUUGAGGCAGUGGCUGAGAUGAAGCCAGUGGGAACAGCAGACAACGCCCCAGCCAUGCCAGACACCACUUCUAAGCCCCCGCCCUUCAAAGAUCCCAGUUUUAUGCAUUCUGGGAUUGGCGGCGCAGCGGCAGGCAAAAAGAACCGGACCUGGAAGAAUCUCAAACAGAUUCUGGCUUUGGAGCGGACUUUACCCUGGAAGGUCGAUGAUCCCAACUACUACAACAUUGAUGCGCCUCCCUCCUUGAAGCCUGCCAAGAAAUACUCUGAUAUCUCUGGACUUCCUGCAAACUACACCGACCCCAAGACCAAGCUACGCUUCGCCUCCUCUCAGGAGUUCUCCUACAUCCGCUUCCUCUCGUCUGAUGUCGUCACUGGCUACCUCGCACUCCGAAAGGCUACCUGCAUCGUCCCUUGAUACGCCAGUGAGGCCUUAUAAACUGUUACGGCCUCACCGUGCCAAACGCACACUUCAUUCAGUGCUGGAAGCCCUCAUACCUGGCAGAGAGACACAGGAGGCAGAGACGGAGAGACAAUAAGCUGUGUAAACAGAAAAGGUAUGCUGCAGGAGCCCGCAGGCUGGCCACCACAACGCGGCUGCACUGAUGGAAAAUGGACCACCGUACCAGGCAAAACUUGACUGAAAAGUGGUCUCAAAGAUAAGCAAAUGAAUUUAGUAUUUUUUGGUAUCUCAGCCCCGA